UUAGGCAACUAAUAAUAUUCGCCCAGAAAUCAAAAUUGAUCCGAACAACAAUGGUGAAAGCUGUAGUCGGAGAAGAAACCCGCCUUCAGUUAGCCGAAGAUCGUCUUGCUCAAUCUGCAAUUCCUGCUCAGGUAGGGUUAGUAAUUGGCAAGCUUAAUUCAAAAUUAGAUCGAGGUUUCAUCUUUGAUUUAGUACCAACACCCCCAAAUGAUGCGGGAGAUCCUCCAUGUUCAAUCAUUGAUCCUCUCAAAGGGGCUGCCGACAAGAAGAAAGUUUCCAAGCCCAAAUCUUCUGUUGAUUCUUCGUCACUUUCGAUCGAUAAGGAAUGGGUCGCCGAGCACGCUCGUCAGGUUUCUCGGUUGCUGGUAGGUGGUGUUAAGGUUGUUGGUAUAUAUGUCUGGGUCGGUGAAACUUCCUUCAAGAAUUCAACUUUAGUACUUUGCCAGACUGUUACAGGAGUAGCAGAUGCAGCUCCUUUAUUGGAAAAUGGUUCUGAUGAAAUGUUGCUUCUUCACAUAUCUUAUAGCCCUAGGAGCAGGUGGACGUGUCGAAAUUGCUCAGUGUCCUCAAAUAUAACAUCAAGUAGCCUUCGACCUUGUGAUUUUAAAUUGGGAAAAGUUCUAAAUUCCCUCCAAACUUUUCGGUGCAUCUACAGUUUUUGUAUGAGAUUGCCAUUUACUCAUGAAAAUAUGUCAAAAGCCAAAUUGAUGAAUGAUGUCUUACUUGAUGGGAUUUCAAAUCAUGUCAAGGAGUUAAAAGGAGCAAAAGCAAUCGUUGAUGGUGAUUUGGUUGAUGUAAUCACGGAUGGGUCAUGUGCAUCUGGUGGUGUGCAUGAAGUUGAAAUUCUUUUUCCUUUUAUGAAAGACACAUCAUCAGAAGCCAGCAGCCAAAAUAAUGUUGUUGGUAUCCUUGUUUUUUCGGGAACAGUGUGCUCAUAUUCAUAUCUGAACUCAAAAGAACCUAUUUCACAAGCAGUGGCUGAUAUUAAGGAAGAUAUCAUCAUGAGCUUGAGAACCAGAUUGGAUAUGAUUACUGACGAGGCUGAUAGGGAAACUGCUACUGCUUCUGAAAAUGGUUCUGAAACAUAUAUAAAGACAUCCAAAAUGGACUCUAUCAACCAGAUCAUCCAGCAGCCCUUGAGAAAGCAAUGCAUGCUGACAUUUCCGCGGAGAGUAUUCAUACCUUGGCUGGCAGGCACUUUCGUUUGUGAUUAUCUUUUGCCAGCUGAAAGCUUUGAGGCCCUUAGUGAUCACUUGUUUGAGUUGUUGUCGAUGGAAGCUCCUGAAGGCGCCUCAACAUUCUUACAACCAGAGAAUGAACUGCCAAAUUUGACUGCCAAACCAUUCUGGAAUGUAGUGGCCCCCUCUUAUCAAAUAUCAGGUACUGCUCAUAUUGUAAGCCAAAGCAAGAAAUCGCAAAGUGAUCCCAAAAAAUCAAUCGCCAAAAAUGUUAAUGCCUUGGUUGCUGGUUUCAUUCUGCUCAUUGCAAUUAUGCUGGGUUCAGUAUUCUAUGCAAGGAGUUUUAAUUGAAGAUAUGUGUUUACCAGUAGUGAUAAGUUGUUUUGUAGAAGACCAUUAGUUGGUUUCAUUGUAGUUUUCUUUUUAUUUCACAUCGUCCAAUAUAGUGACCCUGCAAAUUUAAUUAACUUACAGCAAAUAGAGAAAAACAACUUAGUUAUGUAUAUUGGUUUAUGAUAGGAUUUGUUUGAAGAUUUCUACAAUAAUUGUUCUAGUUCACUGUGGCGAAUCACCCUUUUUUGGAUAUCAGGUCAUGACUGACUACCUGCA
Molecule: messenger RNA, 1787 nt
Organism: Chenopodium quinoa (quinoa)
Lineage: Eukaryota; Viridiplantae; Streptophyta; Magnoliopsida; Caryophyllales; Amaranthaceae
Product: protein odr-4 homolog
Exons: 11
Coding region: 51-1529 (492 amino acids)
Biological process (GO): intracellular protein localization
Cellular component (GO): endomembrane system
Source: RefSeq, a predicted model, not a curated record